GAGACCGCUGAGUCACAUACAUUAGCCAGAGCCAGAUAAAUUGAUACUGUGCGAAACGAGGGGCUACUCUCGAGAAAUUUCCGUUGUGUGUACACUGACUUUGAACCACCAGCUGCCUCUGACACCGCGUCGCAAGAUGCUGAUAAUAACACUGAAGACCCUCCAACAGCAGACGUUCAAAAUAGAAAUAGACCCAGAACUGACGGUGAAAGCCCUGAAGGAGAAAAUAGAGAAGGACCGAGGAAAAGAUGCGUUUCCUGCUGCAGGUCAAAAACUCAUCUAUGCCGGCAAAAUCCUUAAUGAUGACACCCUGCUGGAAGAAUACAAAAUUGAUGAGAAGAACUUUGUAGUGGUCAUGAUAACGAAGCCUAAACCAGCCCCCCCACCAAAGGCAGCCCCUCAACCAACUCCCCAGCCAGCUGCAGCUCCAGCACCAUCCUCCGCCUCAACAUCGGUGCCCCCCACACCCACACACUCAGUGUCUGCAGCCACACCUGCCCCACAGUCUGCGCCGCCCUCUGAAUCAAAGCCCCCAGUCCCAGAAACCCCUCCCCUGGCUCCCGUUGAAGCUCCAGACUCCAGUACAGCCCCAGCCCCUACACCAGACUCUACUCCAGCCCCUCCUCCAGCUCCAGAGGCCUCGGCCCCUGCAGAUCAACCCCCCCCUUCUGCCAAGCCAGAAGAAAAGCCAAGAGAAGACCCUGGGGAUGAACCGUCCGCCACUGCACCAGUCUCUUCCAGCCUUGUAGAUGAACUGGAUCUCCUUGAAGAAGCAGCCUCAAUACUUGUGACAGGUCCAGCCUAUGAGAACCUGGUGUCAGAGAUCAUGUGUAUGGGCUAUGAGCGGGAGCAGGUGGUGGCUGCUCUAAGAGCCAGCUACAACAACCCCGACCGGGCCGUGGAGUAUCUCCUCAUGGGUAUCCCAGCCGAUGCCACUGAUCUGCCCCCUCAGGAGCCAGUGAGACAGAGUGCUCCCACCAACCCCCCCGCCCCGGCUGCACAAGAACCACAACCACCCCCACCAGCCUCAACCACAGGGCCAGUGUCUGGCAGCCAGCCCCCCUCUGCUGGGGGGGGAACCCCCCCCACAGGGAACCCCCUGGAGUUCCUGAGGAACCAGCCUCAGUUCCAGCAGAUGAGACAGAUCAUCCAGCAAAACCCGGCCCUGCUUCCAGCUUUGCUGCAGCAGCUGGGCCGAGACAACCCGCAGCUGCUGCAGCAAAUCACGCAGCACCAGGAGCGUUUUGUGCAGAUGUUGAAUGAACCAAGACCUGGAGACACGGAAGGGGAGGGGGAGGGGGCCGAGGGCCAGGGGCCGCCACAGCCCAACUACAUCCAGGUCACCCCCCAGGAGAAGGAGGCCAUCGAGAGGUUAAAAGCGCUGGGCUUUCCUGAAGGCUUAGUCAUCCAGGCUUACUUCGCCUGUGAGAAGAACGAGAAUCUAGCUGCUAACUUCCUGCUACAGCAGACAUGGGAUGACGAGUAGCCCCACACACCUGACACUUCACCAACAGAGGGCAGCAGAGUCCAUGACAGCCAAACACAAGGUCCAUCAGGGAGAGGGCAGGAGCAGGGGAGGAGGGGGACAUUGCUGUUCACGCCAUGGGACUGAGGAUGAAGGGGGGUGAAUGUGAUGAUGAUGACAUGCUGAAACUGUGCCUCACUGCUGCUAUCAUUACCGCUGCUGCUUGUGCCCAGUGACCACACUGAGAGAACAGUCUGCAUCACCUUCACAAGAGUCGCCUGUAGAACAUGUUAAACUUACUCUACUGUACAUAUACAGUGCACACCACAGGUUGCAUCUGUUGUGAAUAUAUUCAUGACUUCAAUGGGAAUUUGCAAACCCCCCAUGUUGGGUUUAACUGGAAAUGUGAUGCAAACUGUUAACUGUUUGAGAGCUAGCAUUGCUUUAUAUUAAAGUUCAGGUCUGAUCGUUUUAUCACCAUUUACUGUGCUUCUUUAAUACUUGGUUAAAUAUCCUAUACAGUUCAAAUAUCUCAGACUCCAAACAGCACCAUUUCCAUUGUAGUAUUGAUCUUUCAGUAACAGUCAGACGUUGUUCUGCGGUUCUAUUAAGAAAAGGAUACCUGCAAGGUGAUUGGAUGUUCUAAAUGUUU
This is a messenger RNA of Notothenia coriiceps (black rockcod), 2117 nucleotides long. It is a transcript of the gene rad23ab, whose product is annotated as RAD23 homolog A, nucleotide excision repair protein b. The record is from RefSeq and is a predicted model, not a curated record. The transcript is spliced from 10 exons. Gene Ontology annotation, cellular component: nucleoplasm; cytosol. Gene Ontology annotation, biological process: proteasome-mediated ubiquitin-dependent protein catabolic process; nucleotide-excision repair. Gene Ontology annotation, molecular function: ubiquitin binding; polyubiquitin modification-dependent protein binding; damaged DNA binding. Lineage: Eukaryota; Metazoa; Chordata; Actinopteri; Perciformes; Nototheniidae. Bases 137 to 1486 code for a protein of 449 amino acids.